GAAACCGCGCUAGCCGCUAGAGUUGUCAAAUUUCAAAACAAAAACAAGUAAACGUAAAAAUUUUUUAGUAAAAAAAUGUUUCUCUGCUUUUUAAAUUUUUAAAAGUCAUGAAUAGAUUUCUAAGAAAAAGGAUUCAGACUUUAGCCGUUGUGUUACUAGCUUUUAUUUUAGGAUGUACUUUUACAAUAGGAAUGAUGCCAAUAGAUCGAACAUGUAACAUUGACAAUUCUGAUAAAGAAUUCAACAUAAUGAAAAAUUCUAAAUUUAAAAAUCCAGAUAUUAUUAUUUUAAUUCUCUCCGCACCGAAGAAUUAUGAAAAAAGAAGUAUUGUGAGGGACACUUGGUUAAAAUUGAAAUCUAAGUUGAAUGAGGAGAAUACAUUCAAAGUAAAGCAUUUUUUCGUUAUAGGAAAUUUGUUCUUACCAAAAGAAGAAAGUUCAAAAAUUUCUUCGGAACAGCUUCAACACAGUGAUAUUUUAACGUUGCCUGUUGUAGAUUCUUAUAAGAAUCUAACAGAUAAAAUUAAGUAUAGUUUUCAGUGGCUUGAUACUCAAUAUGAUUAUGGAUUAGGAUUUAAAUAUGUUUUAAAAUGUGAUGACGAUAGUUUUGUUAAUUUAGAUAAGUUGGUAGUGGAACUAAUGAAGAUUGAGAGCAAAUAUUUAAAAAGAAUAUACGAUAAAAAUACUGAAGAAUAUAUAAUUUCAAUAAAUUAUCAGCAAGGUGGUAGGAGUGAAGAUCUUAAUUUGUAUUGGGGUUACUUCAAUGGAAACGCUCGAAUAAAAAAUAAAGGAAAAUGGAAGGAAACUAACUGGAUUGUAUCUGACAGAUAUGUGCCAUAUGCCUUAGGAGGUGGAUAUAUUCUUUCAAAAGGAUUAAUAUCAUAUAUCUCCAGGAAUAUGAAAGAAUUAAAGUCCUUUAAUUCAGAAGAUGUAAGUGUGGGCCUAUGGUUAUCUCCAGUAAAUAACAUUGUCAGAAUUCAUGAUAUCAGAUUUGACACAGAAUGGACUUCUAGAGGAUGUAAAAAUUAUCACCUUAUUACUCAUAAUGUAACACCUGCAGAAAUGAAAAGCUUUUUUGAAAAUUUGGUAAAAACUAGCAAAAUGUGUAGACAGGAAACAACAAAAAGAGUUCAUUACAUGUAUGAUUGGAAUGUGCCUCCAAGCCAGUGUUGUAAACCUAUUAAUGAAUUGAAAAUAUUAUUGUGAACGAUGAGAAAGAUAUAUGGUAGUAUGUGCAAGAAUCAAGGUUUACUGAAAAUCUGUUCGAGUUAAAUGGAUUAGAUAAAUAGUUGUUGGAUUAAACAAAUUUUAAAAUACUAAAAUAUUGUAUUAGUAAACCCAUUUGUGAAGGUAGGAAUUGAUAUAAGUACAUACUAGAUUUAAAAAAUUGUAAAUUUGAUAAUUGAAGAAUAUUGUAGUUUUUCGUCUACCAGAACAUGUCAAGUCAAAACAUAAUAUAAAACACAUUGUCUGUUUUAUAUUCAGACAACUUGCUUGCCCUUGCAAGAGUGCCCCACCCGUGAGCCGGGGUUCACACUGCACUUAAUGGCAAUUUAAAUAGCUAUGGUCCAUGAGGACCGAAAUUAAAACCCCCUUAGUAACGAACGGGUUAAUAUAUCUUUAUGAAAUUUCCUUUUUCCAGUCUGUUAAUAUUUUCCACUACUUUUUUAUGUCCAGUUAUUUAUCUCCUCAACUUUACAUUCUUAUAAUUUGCUUUUUGCUCUACCUAGAAGUCUCUCUUCAGUAUUCCACAAAGUAUAUUCAUUUUGAUUAUUUUUACUUAGUACUCUUGGUUUUUGAUAUUUCUGGAUAUCUCUUGGAGGUUCUGGAUUUAGUCUGAAUGUUAAUGGUUUUGUUUCACUAUAUUUAAUUGUUUAGUCAUCUAUAGAGGCUUAUAAAGACAUGAUAUAUAAAGUCUAAAUAUCAGCACUAUACGAAGUAUAAGUUGGAAAACUAAGGCGAUGGAUAGGAAGGAAUGGAAGCUGAUUCUAGAACAGGCCAAGACCCACAUGGGUUGUAGAGCCAAUGACAGUGGCGGAUCUAGAUAUUUGCCUUGGGAGGGGAAAUUUGACUUAGAGAGAACUUCCAAUGAAACACCAAUCAAAAGACGUAAAAAGAAACCCAAACUACACAAAAGACAUAAAUAAUAACUUGUAUGCAGUAAGUUCCCUUAAUUUUCCUAACUAGCGUGUUUAUUGGGUGGAAUUUGUGUGUCUGUGGUUUAAGUUUCAUAUCAGCUAAUAUAUUUUUAUGUUUCAACAAUGUUUUUCUUUAAUUUUGGACCUUGUUAAAGGGGGGGAUUUCCCCAGCCCGUAGAUCCGCCACUGGCCAAUGAUGAUGGUCUGUUCUAUACCUAAAAAUUUUAAUUUCAUUUUAAAACUUACAUCUCAGAGGUGUAUUCGAUGUUGAAAUAUUUGGCUGUUCUAUUAAAUUAAUGAGACAGUGAUUGUAUAUAGAUAAAUGUAUAUGUAUUAUUACAUGUAUAAUAAAUGUACACCUGGUUCCAAAAAAAACUGAUACGACUCUUGACGCGUAUUUUCUAGAAAAUUGAGCAGUGUAUUUUGAAGGAUAAAUACUUAAUAUUUACAUACUGUCAAUGUCACUGCCAAAUCUUAAUAUUUGUCAGAUAGCUUAUUCUCUUCCACGGUUAUUAGACUUUAUUAUUAAUCUUUAUUAUUAAUACUUUCUCCGCAACUGAGGGUAUCUUAUCAACUGUAUUGUUUUUAAACAAUAGAUGAUAAAAUAAAAAUAUUGACAGUUCAAAAAUGUGAACAUUAUUGCAUUGUGUGUGGCCUAAGUUUGGGCUGAAAACUGAAAUGUAUUACAUUUUUACAAAAUUUUGGAAUAUGUUUAAUUACGUAGACCAAUUUUAACAGUUGUUUUCAAUACAGAUUUGAAUCAUCUACAAAUAGAUUCUAAUGUCUUUUGAUGUCAAAUAAUUAGGGAAGCUGGAAUUCAACAGUUUAGAAUUUUACAUUGAGUUAAUGCAAAAUUGUGACGCAUGUCAAAAUUCUCAAUGUAUUUUACUUGUAUUCAUUUUUUUUCGAAUCCUGAGAAAGCUAAUAAAUAUUUUUGAAAAAUUUAAACUCAGAAUGGAAGACUACAUUAUUACCGAGGGCUGAAAGUCCCUGAAAACUUCUAUAAUAUUUAUUUUGAUAAGUUACAGGGCUGAAAAUAAAAAAAAGUGUGAUAUUUAAUUUCAAAUAUUUCAUUCAAUAGAAACUGCUUGUUUAUUCUAAGGGGCUUUCCGCCCUCUGUAAUAAUGUAAUCUUUCAUCCUGCGUUUAAAUUUUUCUAAAAUACUUAUUAGUUUUUUCAUGAAUCAGUUGUUUGUUUUUGUUUAUUUUAUUAUUCGUCUGUCAUAAUAAAUAUAAUGUCAGAUCAAUCAAAUACACUGCUCAACAUGAUGAAAUCUUACUAAGAGUCGUAUCAGUUUUUUUAGGAACCGGCUGUACAUGUAUAUUUAUACAUGUCAUAAAAAAUGUUAACCUCAUUUUCCCCAUCUUAUAUUCAUUAGAUAUUGUUGUUUAGAUUUGGUUUGUUGUAUAUAGGAAGUUUGUUUAGUAGUAAAUGGUUGACUUCAAUUAGUGCGGUCGUAAAUAUUAUUAAAUUCAUCUAACUUGUCCCAUUGUUAAGACCGGUCCGGAGCAAUAAGCAAACGAGGUAGACAGAUUUGGUCUUUUGACAAUUAACACUGACUAGACAGUACUCCUUUAAUAAAGCAAAGGAUCCACAAAAUUUACAAUAAUUACGACGACAAAAACAAAUAAAAAAAAGAAUGUGUGUAGGUACUUUGUACGCACGUAAGAAGUUAUACUUCUAUUAUAUAAUUUCAACGAAAUAAAUAUACUUAACGGUUACCUACAAUACCAAAAAUUAACAAUAAUUACCAAAAAUUAACCAAAACUUAACAAUACCAAAAAAAAAUGAAUAUGAAUCGUCCGGGAUUUGAACCCGCGAUCUCUGGUCCAAUGAUAUACCAACCAAGCUAUCAAGCCCCGUGCUAUUGACGUGUCGAAUAUAAUUACACAUCACGGUGACAAUAGAUCAAAGUGAAGUAUAAAAAUAGAUAUUUUAUUAUCUUACGCCCGAGGAAGACAAAUCCAAAGACACAAAAAUUAUAAUAAAUAAUACAUUUACUAAGAACACUAAUAUAUUUUUUUAAUGACUUAUUUGCGCUGAUACAUACAUAAUUUGAAAGAUUAGCAACGAACUACAUACUGUCUGUCUGCGCAUGCGCCAGGGAAUUAUAAAAUUUCACCCUCGAUCGUAAAGAAGUAUAACUUCAAAAACGGAUAAAAAAUAUAUUGCUUUGCCUUAUAUAAGCCUUAUCUAUAUUAAUGAAAUUAUAAUGAGUUUGGAUUGUACGCAAUUAAAUCAACAUUAAGAAAUGAAGAUUGACAAAUUUUACCAGGAAACAUAUUUAAAUUUUACCCGAAACCGGGUCUUUUAUACUAUUUUCGGUUAGCCCAGGAUGUUUAUAGUCGGUACUAAGAAGUCAACCAUUUACUCCUAAACAAACUUUAGAUAUAAAUACUUAUACUCUGCGUUUCAAACGUUAGAAUCAGUAUUCCACAGCAGUUAACAGCGAUAAUCAUAGGCGUAACUAGGGGGCGGUUUUGGGGGUUAUAACCCCUUCCCAUUUGGAUGCACUUUGAGCUCUAUACGUUUAACACUAUUACUAUUUCAUACCCCCCAGAGACCAUCAAGUAGUUAUGUAACCCCCCUUAGGAUCAUCCUGGUUACACCUCUGGCGAUAAUCCUCUUAAAGUACCUGCCUAAUACUAUCUUUCACAGCCAUGAAGAACGGCAACGUUGUCAAGAAAAUUAUAAUAUACAUCUAUGAUCUCUUUGCCAUGGGCCUUCUAAGCCUGGAGAACUAAAUUAUAUGUAGGAUCUCUUUAAAAUGUGUAAGGCCUAGAACAUUCCAAAAAAUUGUUUUUUUUUGUAGGAAAAAAAUAUAUAAAGAAAAUGAAUAAGA
Molecule: messenger RNA, 4979 nt
Organism: Diabrotica virgifera virgifera (western corn rootworm)
Lineage: Eukaryota; Metazoa; Arthropoda; Insecta; Coleoptera; Chrysomelidae
Product: beta-1,3-galactosyltransferase 6
Exons: 3
Coding region: 108-1205 (365 amino acids)
Biological process (GO): glycosaminoglycan biosynthetic process
Cellular component (GO): membrane
Molecular function (GO): UDP-galactosyltransferase activity
Source: RefSeq, a predicted model, not a curated record